Scleropages formosus (Asian bonytongue) is the source of this 1693-nucleotide messenger RNA. Its product is annotated as butyrophilin subfamily 3 member A2-like. Gene Ontology annotation, biological process: T cell receptor signaling pathway; regulation of cytokine production. The coding region runs from base 102 to 956 and encodes 284 amino acids. Lineage: Eukaryota; Metazoa; Chordata; Actinopteri; Osteoglossiformes; Osteoglossidae. The transcript is spliced from 6 exons. Gene Ontology annotation, molecular function: signaling receptor binding. The record is from RefSeq and is a predicted model, not a curated record. Gene Ontology annotation, cellular component: external side of plasma membrane.
GUAAAACUUAUGGAAACGCGGAACACCGAGUGACAUGAAGAGUGUCACUCUGAUAUAUAUGUGAGAUACUGUAUGGCCUGGAAAACAAUAUAUAAAGGAUAAUGAAUGAAUCGGUGAUGAACAUCAGUUGGUCUCAGUGUCUCUGUUUCAUCCUCCUGCUUCUUCAACUCACCACUGUCUCCACACAGGAGAGUUUUGAGGUUCUUGGUCCAGCUGAUCCUGUAGCUGCUGUAGCUGGUGAAGACGUUGUUCUGCCCUGUUACCUCAAACCCAACAUCAGUGCUGUUGACCUGAGUAUCGAAUGGCUCAGAGUUCAUACCGAAGACCCAGUUGUACAUCUUUACCAGGAUCAUGAGGACAGAAAUGAGAAGCAGAUCCCAUCUUACAGGGGAAGGACAUCACUGUUCCCUGAGGAACUGAGGAAAGGAAACACUUCACUGAAAGUUAAAAAUGUGCGAGGAUCUGACAAUGGAGAGUAUAAAUGUUUUAUUCAGGCUGGGGACUGGUAUGAUGAUUCUUCCAUUAAUGUUCAUAUUAAAGCUGUAGGAACCCAUCCAGUGAUCUCCAUCGAGGGAUAUAAAGAAGGAGGGAUCAGUCUGGUGUGUGAAUCUAAAGGUUGGUACCCUCAGCCUCAAGUGGUCUGGAUGGACAGUGAAGGACACGGUCUCCCUGCUGGACACACAGAGACACACACAGACAGUAUGGAUCUCUUCACCGUGAGACGACGUGUUAUUGUGCAGGAGAGAGAGACCAACAGGUUCACCUGUCGAAUUCUACAGCAGCAGAUAAAUGAAAUGAAAGAGACAAUAACUGACAUCCCUGGUGAGAUGUUCCACCGUGCUCAUCCCUGGAAGGUGGCCUUUGCUGUGUUCUUCUCCCUGGGAGUUCCUGCUAUCAUCAUAUUGGCUGUUUUAAUUCCUCGCUAUAUAAAACAGCAAAGAGAAAAAAGUAUUUAACAUAUUUCUGUUAAAAGAGUUAUUUAGAGAAAUAACAGAACUCUGUGAUGGUGUUUUUUAAUCCAUGUUUCAUUCACACUAACACUGAUGUUCAUACAUUUAUAGGGCUCCUCACCAAACGACUGGGUAAGUAACACUUACUUGUAUCUUUGUGUUUGUGUUUGUUAAACAAGUGUAAAACCAAAAUCAUGAGACUGAACUGCACCUGAUAGGUUAAUAUGCAAUUAUUAGCAUAAAGGCACAAUGUCACAAAAACUGUAUUUGAAAAAGUAAAAUAGAAAAAUUAAAACAGUUCAGAAUUGGUAAAAUAUAAUUUUUUUUUUUUUUUUACUGAUAUUAACCCUGUUUUUUGUAGGAAUGAAAUAUUUCCCUUUGAACUGAAUUUUUUGCAGUUGGAGGACAAAAGUAAAAAGAAACUAUAGAACAAACACAUACAGCGAGAAAACAGUGUGAAUUCAGAAUACAACAACUGAAAAACAACAGGGUGCACAAAUAUAAACAACUCUGUAAAUAACAGGUGGAAUCAACAGAAUCCAGUUAGAAACAAUUUUUAUACGAUGAAAAGCCACUUCCCUUCAGUGAGCCCCUCUCCUGGGCACGGUCAUGGUGGUCCAGAGCUUAUCCUUUGGACAGAAGUACACCCUUGACAGGGCACUACUCCACUGCAGGGUAUCCACACACACUCACAGGAAGGACAAUUCAAUGUCACCAGUUCACCUGAGCUGCAUGUGUUUGGA